Loxodonta africana (African savanna elephant) is the source of this 1694-nucleotide messenger RNA. Its product is annotated as E3 ubiquitin-protein ligase TRIM17. Lineage: Eukaryota; Metazoa; Chordata; Mammalia; Proboscidea; Elephantidae. Gene Ontology annotation, cellular component: cytoplasm. Gene Ontology annotation, biological process: protein ubiquitination; regulation of gene expression. The transcript is spliced from 6 exons. The record is from RefSeq and is a predicted model, not a curated record. Gene Ontology annotation, molecular function: ubiquitin protein ligase activity; protein binding; zinc ion binding. The coding region runs from base 1 to 1431 and encodes 476 amino acids.
AUGGAUGCUGUGGAACUUGCCAGAAAGCUUCAGGAGGAGGCCACUUGCUCCAUCUGCCUGGACUACUUCACAGACCCGGUGAUGACGGCCUGUGGCCACAACUUCUGCCGGGAAUGCAUCCAGAUGAGCUGGGAGAAAGGGAGAGGGAAGAAAGGGAGACGGAAGAGAAGGGGUUCCUUCCCCUGUCCUGAGUGCAGGGAGAUGUCCCCACAGAGGAACCUCCGGCCCAAUCGCCUGUUGACCAAAGUGGCCGAGAUGGCGCGCCAGCACCCCAGCCUCCAGAAGAGGGACCUGUGUAAGACACACCAGGAACUGCUGAAGCUGUUCUGCCAGGAGGACCAGAGCCCUAUCUGCGUGAUCUGCAGGGAGUCCCGAGAACACCGGCUCCACACCGUCUUCCCUAUCGAUGAGGCCAUCCAGGAUUACAAGGCGAAGUUGGAGGAAAACAUGGAGUACCUGAGAGAGGAAAUGAUGAAGACUGAGGAGGCUCUGGCCAGAGAAGACCAGACUAUGAAAGAAUGGCAGGCAGGUAAGGUGAGGAACCUAAGAGACCGCAUAGCGAUGGAGUUUGAGAAGAUGUGCAUCUUCCUGGCUGAGGAGGAGCAGCGCCUUCUCCAGGCCCUGAAGAAGGAGGAGGAUCAGACGGCAGAGAAGCUGCGUGAGAACAAGGCCGUCCUGGCCCAGCAGAACUGCUCCCUGGAGAUGCUGCUCCUGGAGCUGGAGGACAAAAGGGAGCACUCGGCACUGCAGAUGCUGCAGGAUAUGAAUCACCCACUUGACAGGAUAAAGAACCUGAAGAUAGAGUACCCAGCAGCCAUCCCCACUGGGCUGAAGACCGUGUGCAGGGUUCCUGGGCAGAUAGAGGUGCUCAAGUGUUUCCAAGUGGACGUGGUACCUGAUGCUGCCACAGCGUACCCCUACCUUCUCCUGUACGAGAGCCGACAGAGGUGCUACCUCAACUGCCCACUGGACAGCACUCUCCGCAGCAAGGACAGGUUCCUUGCCUACCCCUGCGUGGUGGGCCAGACGGCCUUCUCCACGGGGAGGCAUUACUGGGAGGUGGGCAUGAACCUCACCGGGGAUGCGCUGUGGGCUCUGGGUGUGUGCAGAGACAACAUUAGCCGGAAGGACCGGGUCCCCAAGUCCCCUGCAAAUGGAUUCUGGGUCGUGCAGCUGUCCAAGGGGAAGAAAUACUUACCCAUGUUCUCGGAUGCCACCCCCUUCACAUUGAUGGAGCCCCCCAGCCAUGUGGGGAUCUUCCUGGACUAUGAGGCCGGGGAUGUUUCCUUCUACAACGUGAAUGACGGCUCACACCUCCACACUUACUCUCAGGCUGCCUUCUCGGGGCCCCUCCAGCCUUUCUUCUGCCUCGGGGCUCCUAAAUCAGGCCAGAUGGUAAUCUCCACAGUGACCGCGUGGGUGAAGGGUUAGAGACCCAGGCAGGGAGGACAGCUGAGGAUGUCCUCAUAUCUGUGUAAGGUGGGGUGCCUUCUGCUCGCCCAUAGGGCCCAUGGUCAAGGCUCAUCAAGGAUGAGUGCCAUUAGCUGUUCAGGGUUGUUGUGUACAAAGUCCAAACAUAAUCAUGAUUAAAACAGUUAAACAUUAAAAGACUGUAUUUACAGAUGCUUAAUAGAACCUUUGAAAGUAACCUCCUAAACUUUAUUACAUAUGUGUGUAUGUUGUGGUUAGCUGCC